CCUCGAAUCUCCGAUCUCCCUCCGUCUCCAUCAAAUGACCAAUAGGAAAAAAAAAAUUAUUUAAUUUUUUUUUUAAAAAAGAAAACAAAGAAGGAAGCAAACGGCAGCCGAAGAAGUCCACAACUUCUUUCUCGAGCCCUUCCUCCUCGUCUCCGAUUCCGUUAAUUGCGAAAAAAAAUGGAAUCGGCCUUCGCCCUGCAGCACCAUCCUCCGCCGCGCCCGCCGCCGUUCUGCCAUUUCUCCUUCCCUUCCUCGCUCUCUCGCCCUCACUCGCUUUUCCUCCGCCACAGGAAGUUCCCGCACUGCUUAUUCCGAUGUCUCCAAGCGCAGCAGCAGGAGGCGGCUGCGCCGGCUACCUCGGAAGGCAAGAGGAAGGGGAAGGUGAGGAGGAACAGUGGGAGCCGAGGUAAGGCGUUGACUAACAAAAGGACCGCCGCCGGCGAAGCCGCCGUCGCGGUGGCGAGGCCGAGGAGCGAGAGGAAGGAGGAGGUGAGCUUGGAGUCGCUUCAACAGAAAGGAGAUCCACUGGGAUGGAGGGAUCUCGGGAAGAGCGUUGUGAAGUGGAUAUCCCAGGGGAUGAAGGCAAUGGCGUUGGAUUUUGUUGCCGCGGAGUCGCAAGGGGAGUUCGAGGAGCUGAAGCAGAGGAUGGGACCUGGUCUGACGUUCGUGAUGCAGGCGCAGGCUUACUUGAACGCGGCUCCUAUGCCUCUAGGGCUCGAGUCCGUUUGCUUGAAGGCUUGUACGCAUUACCCGACGCUCUUUGAUAAUUUCCAGAGGGAGUUGCUGGAAGUUCUUCGUGGUAUGCAGGAGAAAGGCUCGGUUGAGGAUUGGCGUCAGACCGAGUCCUGGAAGUUCUUCAAGUAUCUUGCCAAAUCAGCUCAGCAUAAGGAAAUUGCGAGGAAGAUAACGCAGCCCAAGCGUGUGCAAGGAGUUUCAGGUAUGGAUUUGGAAAAGGCCAAGGCCAUACAAGAGAGGAUUGAUGAUUUCACAAAGAAAAUGUCAGAGCUGCUUGUGGUGGAGAGGGAUGCUGAAGUUGAGUAUACUCAGGAGGAGUUGAAUGUUGUCCCCACCCCAGAUGAAAACUCUGAAUCUAGUGGCCCGAUCGAGUUCUUGGUUACUCAUGGGCAGGCUCAACAAGAGCUCUGUGACACCAUCUGCAACUUGUAUGCAGUUAGCAGCUCUGUAGGGUUAGGAGCAAUGAACUUGGUAUUGUUUAGGACCGAUGGGAAUCAUCUAUUGCCGCCAACAAACCUUACUCCUGGGGAUAUGGUCUGCGUGAGAACAUGUGAUAGCAGGGGCGCAGUUGAAACCUCUUGUUUGCAAGGAUUUAUACAUAACCUUGGAGAGGAUGGCUGCAGCAUAAGUGUGGCCCUAGAAUCUCGUCAUGGAGAUGCCACCUUCUCUAAGCUGUCUGGCAAGAGUGUGCGCAUUGAUCGUAUUCAGGGACUUGCAGAUGCUCUCACAUAUGAGAGAAACUGCGAGGCAUUGAUGCUGCUUCAGAAGAAUGGCUUACAGAAGAAAAACCCUUCAAUCGCUAUUGUGGCUACGCUAUUUGGUGACAAGGAAGAUGUUGAAUGGUUGGAACAGAAUAAUUUAGUGAGUUGGGAUGAGUUAAAUUUGGAUAAAUCCAUGAUAGACACAAAAUUCGAUGAUUCACAGCAGAGAGCAAUUGCCUUGGGUUUGAAUAAGAAAAGACCGGUACUUCUAAUUCAAGGGCCUCCUGGUACUGGCAAGUCAGGCUUGCUUAAGGAAAUUAUCACACUUGCAGUUGAACAAGGUGAAAGGGUACUUGUUACAGCACCAACAAAUGCUGCAGUAGACAAUAUGGUGGAAAAACUCUCAGAUUUCGGAUUAGACAUUGUGAGAGUCGGGAAUCCUGCACGUAUUUCCUCGGCUGUAGCAUCAAAGUCUUUGGGAGAGAUAGUGAACUCAAAGCUUGCAGCAUAUAGAGCUGAGCUCGAGAGGAAGAAGUCCGAUCUAAGAAAAGACCUGCGGUAUUGUCUGAAGGAUGAUUCUUUAGCUGCUGGCAUACGGCAGCUUUUGAAACAACUGGGAAGGGCACUCCAGAAGAAGGAGAAGGAAACCAUAAAGGAAGUGCUAUCGACUUCCCAAGUGGUGCUAGCAACCAACACUGGAGCUGCUGAUCCACUCAUAAGAAAGCUGCCUACAUUUGAUCUGGUUGUAAUAGAUGAGGCAGGGCAGGCAAUCGAACCAUCUUGUUGGAUUCCAAUACUCAAGGGCAGACGUUGCAUUGUUGCAGGUGACCAGUGCCAGCUUGCUCCGUUAAUUCUAUCCCGAAAGGCCCUGGAGGGUGGCCUGGGGAUUUCACUAUUGGAACGAGCUGCAUCUUUACACGAAGGGCUCCUCACAACCACAUUAAGAACACAGUACCGUAUGAAUGAUGCGAUAGCCAGCUGGGCUUCCAAGGAGAUGUAUGGUGGAUUGUUGGAGUCCUCUCCCGUUGUUGCUUCCCAUCUUCUCGUGGAUUCUCCUUUUGUGAAGCCAACAUGGGUGACUCUAUGCCCACUGUUGCUACUAGACACAAGGAUGCCGUAUGGAAGUUUGUCAGUGGGAUGUGAAGAGCAUCUGGACCCAGCCGGAACAGGCUCUUUUUACAACGAAGGGGAAGCUGAUAUCGUCGUGGAACAUGUGCUCUCAUUGAUAUACGCUGGCGUCAGACCGGCGGCGAUAGUGGUUCAGUCACCUUACGUUGCUCAGGUACAGCUGCUGAGGGAUAGGUUGGGAGAACUGCCGGAGUCUGGCGAUGUUCAGGUCUCAACCAUCGACAGCUUCCAAGGGCGGGAGGGCGAUGCAGUAAUUAUCUCAAUGGUCCGAUCCAACACGCUGGGAGCGGUGGGGUUCUUGGGCGACAACAGGAGGAUGAAUGUGGCGAUCACGAGGGCAAGGAAGCACGUAGCGGUGGUGUGCGAUAGCUCGACGAUCUGCCACAACAGCUUCCUGGCUCGGCUGCUCCGCCACAUCCGCUACUUCGGGAGGGUGAAGCAUGCUGAGCCGGGGACCUUCGGCGGCUCCGGCCUCGGGAUGGAUCCCAUGCUGCCGUCCAUUGGGUAA
This is a messenger RNA of Linum tenue, 3072 nucleotides long. The record is from the annotation of a GenBank genome assembly. Lineage: Eukaryota; Viridiplantae; Streptophyta; Magnoliopsida; Malpighiales; Linaceae.